Messenger RNA from Alternaria rosae, 484 nucleotides. RefSeq lists its product as uncharacterized. Lineage: Eukaryota; Fungi; Ascomycota; Dothideomycetes; Pleosporales; Pleosporaceae. The record is from RefSeq and is a predicted model, not a curated record. The transcript is spliced from 2 exons. Bases 56 to 484 code for a protein of 142 amino acids.
CUCUUAUCGACACUUCCUAACACAUACCGCCGUCCCUCCACUGAAACAUACUAGCAUGUCCAUGUCCAAGUAUGACACCAUCUUGUGGGAGAAGGAAAUGAAGAAGCAAAUCACAUCUCACGCCCGCGCCCUCUUCGGCGCCUACCCCUACGGCUCAGACUUUGAUAUCAUCCAUACAUAUUCCAGAGACGAACAAGACAAAGAAAUGCCUUACAAUAUCCACUUGAUUGUAUAUAAGCGGCCGCACAAAAGCGAAGAGUGGGAACGAGCUCAUUCGGUUGACGGUAACGUUGAUGUCGCGCAGGGAUUGAGUCGUCUCUUGGAGUCAAUGAGAGUGGGACUGGGUUGGAAGCUCGAUAAGCCGAGAAGUAAGCCACCGGCUUCGGACCGGAAUGAUGACGUUGACAACGCUCCAAAGGGCAGCUGGAGGGAAGGUGUGGAUGAUGAUGGCCGAAGAGAGAAGAGACGUCGUAGUCGCAGAUGA